AUGUCGGAGGCGGGGGGCGCGGGCCGGGCGCGGGCCGCCGUGGAGCGGCUCUCGGAGGCGGUGGGCGAGCGGCGGCGGCAACUGGGCACCGCCAUGGGGGAGGCGCGGCGGCAGCGGCGGCUGCUGCUGAUGGUGGUGUGCGUGGCGCUGCUGCUGGACAACAUGCUCUACAUGGUCAUCGUGCCCAUCAUCCCCGACUACAUCGCGGCCAUGCGUGGCGGCGGGGGCGCCGCCGGCCCGUCCGUGCCCGCGGGGGGCAACGGGAGCGGCGGCGGCAACCGGAGCCUCCUGCCGGCGCGGUACCCGCCGGCCACGGGGGGCAACGAGGACGUGCAGAUCGGGGUGCUCUUCGCCUCCAAAGCCAUGCUGCAGCUGCUGGUGAACCCCCUCAGCGGCACCCUCAUCGACCGCGUGGGCUACGAGGUGCCGCUGCUGGCCGGGCUGGCCGUCAUGUUCCUCUCCACCGCCACCUUCGCCUUUGCCGAGAACUACGCGACGCUUUUCGCGGCGCGCAGCCUGCAGGGGCUGGGAUCGGCCUUCGCCGACACCGCCGGGAUCGCCCUCAUCGCCGACCGCUACGCCGAGGAGCCGGCGCGGAGCCGCGCCCUGGGCACGGCGCUGGCCUGCAUCUCCUUCGGCAGCCUGGCCGCACCCCCCUUCGGCGGCGUCCUCUACGAGUUCGCAGGCAAGCGGGUGCCCUUCCUGGUGCUGGCCUGCGUCUGCCUCCUCGACGGGCUGCUGCUGCUGGCCCUGGCACCGCCCGGCGCCACCGGGGCACGGGCCAACAUGCCUGUCGGCACCCCCAUCCACCGCCUCAUGGUCGACCCCUACAUCGCCGUGGUGGCAGGGGCCCUGGCCACCUGCAACAUUCCCCUGGCCUUCUUGGAGCCCACCAUCGCCAACUGGAUGAAGGAUUCCAUGGGGGCCAGCGAGUGGGAGGUGGGCCUCACCUGGCUGCCCGCCUUCUUCCCCCACGUGCUGGGUGUCUACGUCACCGUCCGGCUGGCUGCUGCGUACCCCCACCUUCAGUGGUUCUACGGGGCCCUGGGCAUGGCCAUCAUCGGCGCCAGCUCCUGCUUGGUGCCAGCCUGCAGGAAUUUUGGGCAGGUCAUCAUUCCCCUGUGUGGCAUCUGCUUCGGCAUCGCCCUGGUGGACACAGCCCUGCUGCCCACCCUGGCUUUCCUGGUGGACGUGCGCCACGUCUCUGUCUACGGCAGCGUCUACGCCAUUGCAGACAUCUCCUACUCGGUGGCGUACGCCCUGGGGCCCAUCGUGGCUGGCCAGAUUGUGCACACCAUGGGCUUUGCACAGCUCAAUCUGGGCAUGGGGCUCGCCAAUGUGCUUUAUGCCCCGGUCCUCCUCUUUCUCAAAAACGUCUGCCAAAUGAAACCCUCUCACUCUGAGAGGAACAUCCUCCUUGAGGAAGGACCUAAGGGACUCUAUGACACCAUCAAAAUGGAGGAGCGCAAAGGCGUGGGCAAAAGCCUGCAGCCAGCGGGUGAGAUGGAUGAGAAUGGCAUGGACUCAUACCACAGGGACCUGAAAGGGGUGUCUGAGGAGGACUCAUCAGACUAUGAGUACAGUUAGAUUUCCCCCAUGCAGCCCAGCCCCAUGAGCAAGGAAGGACAUGUGGGGGAGAGAGAGGGAAAGGGGGGGAUGACAGUGUUACUGCAUUAUGUUUCUGUACUGAUGUGCAAUAUAUACAGUUUAACCUUUGUCAUGAUGUAAUGGCUUUCUUCUAGAUUUAUUUUUAAUUGGUAUUUCUUUCAGCAUUCUGGCAAAGUGGAGGGGAUGGGGAAUGGGGGGACAAUACUGAAGAAAGUUAUUGGAGUAAUCAUUGCCAUAAAUCUGAGGGGAUCCUUCCAAAAAACCCACCAAAAAGAAAACAAAAAACUCAUCAGCCUUUUAGCUGGGGUAUAAUUGUGCAGAGUGUCCUCAAGCUGAAACUGUGUGUGACAUAUUGUAUAUCUCUGUAAAAAAUACAAGAAAAGCAAAAAAAGUAUGUGUAAAAUUUCAAAUGGCUUAUUCAGGGACUUAAGAAAUCUUGUGUACAUAUACUCAGACUUUCAGUUGGUUUCAUAUAUUUAAGAAGAGCAACAACUGUCACACUGUCACAUUUUAUUCUUCCUUGAGAAUAAACUGAAGUAUUGUACUUUUUUUUUCUCUCUUGUGCUGCUCUCCAAUAAGUGCAAUAUGCUGUAUUAUGUUGAAGUCCAAAUUACAAGAAUAAUACAAUCUGAAUAAAUGGAAUUGAAGGGGA
Chiroxiphia lanceolata (lance-tailed manakin) is the source of this 2260-nucleotide messenger RNA. It is a transcript of the gene SLC18A3, whose product is annotated as solute carrier family 18 member A3. Gene Ontology annotation, cellular component: terminal bouton; AP-1 adaptor complex; AP-2 adaptor complex. The record is from RefSeq and is a predicted model, not a curated record. Gene Ontology annotation, biological process: chemical synaptic transmission; transmembrane transport. The transcript has a single exon. NCBI's taxonomy places the organism in Eukaryota, Metazoa, Chordata, Aves, Passeriformes, Pipridae. The coding region runs from base 1 to 1587 and encodes 528 amino acids. Gene Ontology annotation, molecular function: acetylcholine transmembrane transporter activity.